AAUGAACUUCGACAUACAAAGGUGCUGCGACCCGUUGACCGUCUUUUCCCCUGUUCCGUUCCUGCCAUUUUCACCAUGAGCUUACAUUCCUGGGUGUCCGACAAUGUCAUGAAAUUGCUCGGCAUGUCCGAAAAGACCAUGGUCGAUUUUGUUAUUGCCACAGCUCAAAAGGCCAAAUCGCCCGACGAUUUAUUUUCAUCGCUACAAGCGGCUGGUGCACCUGCCACUGGCGAUACCCAACGUUUUGCUGCAGACUUAUAUGGUCGAGUUCCACAUAAGGUCCCCGCAUCCGCUGCCGCUGCAGCCGCUGCAGCCGCCAAAGCACAACGAAAGAAGGAAGAAAAAGAAGCCGCCAAAUUGCGUAGAGCCAACGAGGCAUUCCAGACAUUGUUAGAGGAUCCCGCUGAAGUCGCCGCGGCCGAAAAAGAAGAAGAACGACGAUUGCGCAAACAGGAAAAGAAAUUGCGUAAAAAGAAACGAGAAACGAGCGCUUGGGAAAGUGAUGAGGAAACCGAAAUCACGACCACUGAAAAUAAUCGGAAACGAGCCAAAGCGCAACAAUCAGAUGAAGUCACAGAAGAGGAAGAAUUGGAGAAAAAACGAUUGGAUGAUAUCAGAGAACGUGACGCAUUUGCUGAACGAUUAAAGGAAAAGGACAAGGAAAAGACGAAAAAGCUUGUCGAGGAUAGGUCAGCAAAGGAAGGAAGUGAGGCACAAAAACGACGAAAUCUGGCCAACGAUAAAGAAGCUCGUCUAGACGCAUUACCGGAUCUCCGUGAACGAUCGCGACAACAAUACCUAAAGAUGCGUCAAGAUCAACGCCUCGAAUUGUUAAGGCAAGAAGUCGCGGAUGAAGAGUUCUUAUUUGGCAACCAGAAACGGACAGAAAGGGAAAUUGCCGCCUAUAAUUACAAGAAACAAGUGUUGGAAUUGGCUGAAGCACGUCUUAAUAUCGAUUCAAAGCAGGAUGCUUACGUGAUGCCGGAAGAUUAUAUUACGGAAAAGGGAAAAAUUGACCGGAAAAAGAAAGAGUCAGCGUUGUAUAAGCGUUACGAAGAAGAGGAAAAAUUCGUAUCCGAACAGGAUCAGUGGGAGCAGCAACAAAUCAGGAAAUCAGCGGCCAAAGCCGACCGAGGGGCGCCCGAAGAUGAAUACGAUUACGUGUUUGACGAAGAUCAAAAGAUCGAUUUUGUGAUGGCGGCGAAAAUCAAUGAUGAUCGAUCGGCCGAAGACUCCGAGUUACUGGAACGCAUUGAUGAAGCCGAACGUAAAGCGAAAUCCAUUGAAGAUACGCGAAAGUCGCUGCCUAUUUACCAAUACCGGGACCAGUUACUGCAGGCCAUUAACGAUUACCAAGUGCUGGUCAUUGUGGGAGAAACAGGCUCCGGAAAAACGACGCAGUUGCCUCAAUACCUCUAUGAGGCCGGCUAUACAAAGGAUGGAAAGAAAAUUGGUUGUACGCAGCCCCGUCGUGUGGCCGCCAUGAGUGUGGCCGCUCGUGUAGCCGAAGAAAUGGGUGUUCAUUUAGGUGCUGAAGUUGGUUACAGCAUUCGUUUUGAAGAUUGCACCACCGACAAAACCACAGUGAAAUACAUGACCGACGGUAUGCUUCUUCGUGAAUUCAUGACCGAGCCUGAUCUGGCCUCCUACAGUUGCAUGAUCAUUGAUGAAGCCCACGAAAGAACCCUUUCCACCGAUAUUCUUUUUGGUCUUAUCAAGGUAAAGUACCCCCAUCAUUCAUCGCUUUAUAAAAUUAUCUUCACUUGUUGCUCACACUCAUUUACUUGCUCUUUCAGGAUAUUGCCCGUUUCCGUCCCGACUUGAAGCUGUUGAUCUCCAGUGCUACGAUGAAUGCGCAGAAAUUUUCAGAGUAUUUUGACGAUGCGCCCAUUUUCAAUAUCCCUGGUCGGCCUUACCCUGUCGAAAUCUAUUACACCAAAGCUCCAGAAGCCAACUACUUGCGUGCGGCAGUAACGCAAGUACUUACCAUUCACGUUACCCAAGGCAGAGGAGAUAUUCUGGUCUUUUUGACCGUAAGUGAUGAACAAUAAGCAAAAAGUGGCAAACUCUAUAUUUACUUAUUU
Messenger RNA from Radiomyces spectabilis, 2084 nucleotides. RefSeq lists its product as uncharacterized. Lineage: Eukaryota; Fungi; Mucoromycota; Mucoromycetes; Mucorales; Radiomycetaceae. The transcript has 5 exons. Bases 76 to 1824 code for a protein of 582 amino acids. Gene Ontology annotation, molecular function: ATP binding; RNA binding. Gene Ontology annotation, cellular component: catalytic step 2 spliceosome; intracellular anatomical structure. The record is from RefSeq and is a predicted model, not a curated record.